CUGCCUGGCACCCUGUAAAGGGCCAGCCGGAGCUGCAGAGGAUCAGCACGCGGAUCGCCCAGCCUCUGCCCACAGCUACCAUGAAGGUCUCCGCCGCUGCCCUCGCUGUCCUCCUGACGGUGGCCGCCCUCUGCGCUCCUGCGUCUGCCUCCCCAUAUGCCUCAGACACCACGCCCUGCUGCUUUGCCUACAUCUCCCGCCCGCUGCCCCGCACCCACGUCCAGGAGUAUUUCUACACCAGCAGCAAGUGCUCCAUGGCAGCAGUUGUCUUUAUCACCAGGAAGAACCGCCAGGUGUGCGCCAACCCAGAGAAGAAGUGGGUGCGAGAGUACAUCAACGCUUUGGAGUUGAGCUAGGGUGGAGGACGCCUUGAACCUGAACUUGCGCCAACUCUGCUUCUCGCUCUUGUCCUAAGCAGCUUGGGAGGCUCCCCCGCAGUGCCCUCCUCCCACCCUCUCCUGGGAAGGCACAGAUUCCACCCCACGCAGCAGCAGCUGCUGUAAAAGCCCUCCAGUGCGCCUGGGGCUCUGCCCUUGUGCACAGGAGGUCUCUAAGCUCCAAGCUCCAGAGCCCCUGCCCAGCCACCGCUCUGCAGUCAGAAAGGAUGCCGACGUCUCUGGAGGGGAAGGAGGGCGGGAGACUGGGCUCCUCCGGUCAUGGCCCGUGACCAGAGCCCCCAUCUCGGCCCCUCACUGGGGAGGGCUAGACUGGCAAAUGAGAAGAAAUCAGCUGUUCAUUAAAAUUCUCCAAGCGAUUGCAAA
Messenger RNA from Bubalus bubalis (water buffalo), 761 nucleotides. It is a transcript of the gene CCL5, whose product is annotated as C-C motif chemokine ligand 5. The record is from RefSeq and is a predicted model, not a curated record. Gene Ontology annotation, cellular component: extracellular region. The transcript is spliced from 3 exons. Bases 81 to 356 code for a protein of 91 amino acids. Gene Ontology annotation, biological process: G protein-coupled receptor signaling pathway; monocyte chemotaxis; cellular response to type II interferon. Lineage: Eukaryota; Metazoa; Chordata; Mammalia; Artiodactyla; Bovidae. Gene Ontology annotation, molecular function: CCR chemokine receptor binding; chemokine activity.